Messenger RNA from Eimeria mitis, 1290 nucleotides. RefSeq lists its product as uncharacterized. The record is from RefSeq and is a predicted model, not a curated record. NCBI's taxonomy places the organism in Eukaryota, Apicomplexa, Conoidasida, Eucoccidiorida, Eimeriidae. The transcript is spliced from 2 exons. Bases 1 to 1290 code for a protein of 429 amino acids.
AUGGGGAUUCUGCGGCGCAUUGCAGGCGACUCGCCGCCAAAAGCUUCGGACCCACUUGAGGUGGCAGGGGAAGGGACAGAUCCCACCCCAGAUGACGCAGACAACAGUGACAUCGCUGACAAGGCAGGUGAAAGUUCUCUUUCUACGAAGUACUGUGGGAAAAAGUCCCGAGUGAUUAAGGCUGUAAUUGCUGCUGUUGCAGUGAUAGUGGUGUGUGGGGCUCGUUACAUUAUGUCAGGAAGGUCAAUAUCGUACCUGAAGACGUCAAAGUUGGGACUAGAGGAUGUGUCACAGCCGUCCCUGGACGAUGUGUCACAGCCGUCACUGGACGAUGUGUCACAGCCGUCACUGGACGAUACGUCACAGCUACCACUGGACGAUAAUUACAUGGACGACUUCAAUGAAGCAGCAGAGGAGAUAGAAGCGUAUUCCCCCUCAGAAUUGGCCGUGAGUCAAGCUUUUCAACUACACUUCACACCGUCGCUUGAGGAUGGUCAAAGUCUCCUGGGAGACCCUCUGACGGUCAUCAAAGACCACGUUGCCAAGAUGCGAGAAUGCACAGUUCCACCUGCUUCUUCUCUGCAGGCACGGCUGGACUUCGCGCAACACUUGCAGCUAUUACGCAGCAUUUGCCGCACAGUGGCUCUUCGCUUCAAGGAUUUGGAAGUGUUCAACACUGUGAAUCAGAAAUUAGACGUGGCGAAUCCUUUUCUUGUUUCUGGCGGCGGCGAGGAUUAUAAUAACAGUGAUGCUCCUCUAAACUUUCAAGAAGUGACAGGACACGACUGGACAGCUUCUGAGCUCUUGGAAUUCUUCGGGCUGUCUCGGGGUGGUAAAAGACGAGUAAAUGGAACCUUAGCAAAGAAACUCAAAUUAUUGUUGGAUAUUGAGAAGAGACAUAACGACACCAACUUGAACGCCCGAUAUCAUUUCACGGCAUUUCUCCAACCGUUUGAAGGAGACGGCGUUUUCAACCCCGCUCAUGCCCCUGCCGAACACCAGAUUCCAUACACUGGAGAGCCAUUUCGUACUGGUGCUUUUGCAGAAGCAGCUGCGCAGAUAUUCGGUGAAUCCGAUGCCACUACGUACUACGCAUAUAUACGAAAGCUGAAUCGAAUUGCAGAUAAUUGGACGAACGAAGGAGUGGCGGCAGCUGUGAAGCAGCAAGAGAAGGAAAAUGCGGACAAUGCCCAAACCAGGCUGAAGACUAAGAGGGAACUUAUGCGAGGGCUGUUAAGCCAAGGCAUACCAGAGGAUGAUCUGGUAAUGAUUGCAUUGUUCCUUUUAUAG